AUGCCGAUAGAAAUUCACACGUCGGAAGACUUUCAUGCCGCGAUUGCUGGGAAACAAGUGACAGUUGUUCAAUUUUCUGCUCCGUGGUGUGGUGGAUGCAAAAUGGUGGCUCCAAAAGUGACGAAUUUGAUGGAAUCUGACUUUCCUCACGUCAAGUUUCUCAAGGUGAGCGCAGAAGAGUUGGAGGAUUUCUGUGAAGAGCUUGAUGUGGACAGUUUUCCAACGUUUCGCGUGUACAAGAAUGGUGAAGUGGUGGCGUCAUAUGUGAGCUCCAAGUUUGAAAAGGUCGAGCAGUUUAUCCGCGAGAAUGCCGAGUAA
Messenger RNA from Peronospora farinosa, 318 nucleotides. The record is from the annotation of a GenBank genome assembly. NCBI's taxonomy places the organism in Eukaryota, Oomycota, Peronosporomycetes, Peronosporales, Peronosporaceae.